UGGAUUCAUCAUUAAAUGAGACGACUCUUCUUCCUUGUGCAUUUUCUCUCCUGUAUCAUACACUCUCCCAACUUUACCAAUUCUUUGACGACUUCAAAACCUGAGCAAAUCUUUUAAUUUAUCUCCAAAACCAUAAGCGAGUUUUCACACAUAAAAUACUUAGUAAGAGCUGACAUUUCAUAUCUCAUUCAAUUAGGAUACACUCUCUCAACAAUCUUCAUUAAUGAGGGUUGCUGCUUGCUUCUGAAGGCUAGCAGUAACAGUUUUAUUUCCUCCACUUCUUUUUCUUCUUGAUGCCAUCUCUUUCUCUAUAUAUAUAUUUUCUCAUCAAAAACCUUAAUUCAUCCCUCAAACACCAUUAAGUUUCCUUAAAAACUUUCCCGGCCAUUUUUUGUUACACCGAUCAUUCAAUUCAUAUAUAUAUAUAUAGUCCUCCCAUUGAUAUGGAUGUAUCCAAUGCGAUGCUGCUAGUAGCUGUUGCUACAGCUUACUGGCUAUGGUUCAAGAGGAUCUCACGGUGGCUAAACGGUCCACGUGUUUGGCCAGUGUUGGGCAGUCUUCCGGGUCUGAUCGAGCAGCGCGACCGUAUGCACGACUGGAUCACCGAGAACCUCCGUGCGUGUGGCGGCACUUACCAGACAUGUAUCUGCGCCGUGCCUUUCUUGGCGAAGAAGCAAGGUCUCGUGACCGUCACGUGCGAUCCGAAGAACAUCGAGCACAUGCUCAAGACCCGGUUCGAUAACUACCCUAAAGGUCCUACAUGGCAAGCCGUGUUCCAUGACUUCCUCGGCCAAGGCAUCUUCAACUCCGACGGCGACACUUGGCUCUUUCAGCGUAAAACCGCGGCUCUCGAAUUCACCACCAGGACGUUGAGGCAAGCGAUGGGUCGGUGGGUGAACCGAGGAAUUAAACUCCGGUUCUGUCCGAUUCUUGAAACGGCUCAGAACAAUCACGAGCCAGUUGAUCUCCAAGACUUGAUACUACGGCUCACAUUCGACAACAUUUGCGGUUUAUCAUUCGGGAAGGACACACGAACCUGCGCACCGGGACUCCCCGAGAACGGGUUCGCCUCGGCAUUCGACCGAGCCACGGAAGCUUCUCUGCAGCGGUUCAUUAUGCCGGAGUUCCUAUGGAGGCUGAAGAAAUGGCUUGGGCUCGGCUUAGAGGUAAGCUUGAGCCGGAGCUUGGGAGAGAUCGAUGGGUAUCUGGAUGCUGUCAUUAACACACGUAAGCAAGAAUUUCUGAGUCAGCAAGAGAGUGGGUCCCUCCCGAGACACGACGACCUCCUCUCUCGUUUCAUGAAGAAGAAAGAUCCGUCCUACAGCCAGACGACGUUUCUCCAACACGUGGUCCUUAAUUUUAUCCUAGCUGGACGUGACACGUCAUCAGUAGCGCUGAGCUGGUUCUUCUGGCUGAUCACGACGCAUCCAACGGUCGAGGAUAAGAUCGUCCGCGAGAUUUGCUCCGUUCUGAUCGAGACACGUGGAACCGACUUAUCGUCGUGGACGUCGGAGCCGUUGGAGUUCGACGAGGUCGACCGGCUGGUUUACCUCAAGGCGGCGCUCUCCGAGACGUUGAGGCUCUAUCCAUCGGUGCCUGAAGACUCGAAGCACGCCGUCAACGACGAUAUUUUGCCGGACGGGACUUUCGUUCCCGCGGGAUCAUCGGUGACUUAUUCGAUCUACGCGGCGGGGAGGAUGAAGACGACUUGGGGAGAGGAUUGCUUGGAAUUUAAGCCGGAGAGGUGGAUCUCGCCGGAAGAUGGGAAGUUCGUGAACCACGAUCAGUACAGAUUCGUGGCGUUCAACGCCGGACCAAGGAUCUGUCUGGGGAAAGAUCUAGCGUAUCUGCAGAUGAAAACGAUAGCGGCGGCGGUAUUACUCCGGCACAGACUGACGGUGGCGCCGGCUUUGUUUAUGAAGAACGGACUUCUGGUCAACGUACACAAGAGGGAUCUGGAAGCGAUCAUGAAGAGUCUCGUCGUAACCAAAGAGAGAAACGACGUCGUCGCUCUUAACGGAGUAUGCAACGGCGUUAUUGGUGAAGGCGUCGCCGUUAAUGCGGCUGUGGCGGUUGCCGUNAUGCCGGAGUUCCUAUGGAGGCUGAAGAAAUGGCUUGGGCUCGGCUUAGAGGUAAGCUUGAGCCGGAGCUUGGGAGAGAUCGAUGGGUAUCUUGAUGCUGUCAUUAAUACACGUAAGCAAGAAUUUCUGAGUCAGCAAGAGAGUGGGUCCCUCCCGAGACACGACGACCUCCUCUCUCGUUUCAUGAAAAAGAAAGAUCCUUCCUACAGCCAGACGACGUUUCUCCAACACGUGGUCCUUAAUUUUAUCCUAGCUGGACGUGACACGUCAUCAGUAGCGCUGAGCUGGUUCUUCUGGCUGAUCACGACGCAUCCAACGGUCGAGGAUAAGAUCGUCCGCGAGAUUUGCUCCGUUCUGAUCGAGACACGUGGAACCGACUUAUCGUCGUGGACGUCGGAGCCGUUGGAGUUCGACGAGGUCGACCGGCUGGUUUACCUCAAGGCGGCGCUCUCCGAGACGUUGAGGCUCUAUCCAUCGGUGCCUGAAGACUCGAAGCACGCCGUCAACGACGAUAUUUUGCCGGACGGGACUUUCGUUCCCGCGGGAUCAUCGGUGACUUAUUCGAUCUACGCGGCGGGGAGGAUGAAGACGACUUGGGGAGAGGAUUGCUUGGAAUUUAAGCCGGAGAGGUGGAUCUCGCCGGAAGAUGGGAAGUUCGUGAACCACGAUCAGUACAGAUUCGUGGCGUUCAACGCCGGACCAAGGAUCUGUCUGGGGAAAGAUCUAGCGUAUCUGCAGAUGAAAACGAUAGCGGCGGCGGUAUUACUCCGGCACAGACUGACGGUGGCGCCGGGACACAAGGUGGAGCAGAAGAUGUCGUUGACUUUGUUUAUGAAGAACGGACUUCUGGUCAACGUCCACAAGAGGGAUCUGGAAGCGAUCAUGAAGAGUCUCGUCGUAACCAGAGAGAGAAACGACGUCGUCGCUCUUAACGGAAUAUGCAGCGGCGUUAUUGGUGAAGGCGUCGCUGUUAAUGCGGCUGUGGCGGUUGCCGUGUAAUGCAGUGCAGCUCCUCGGGUUAAAUAAUAUUUUUAUACUACUAAAAUACAUACAUUUUCGUUUGGGUUUUGUGAUUUGUUGGGUAACAGUAAAAAAACAUUUGUUUGGUUGUGAUGAUGAAAACAAACUUGUAAGCAGAUACUCUCUUUUCUCUUUUUUAUUUUUCUAAUGUAAUAUAAUACUUUGGUUGUUCUUCUCUAA
Molecule: messenger RNA, 3281 nt
Organism: Camelina sativa (false flax)
Lineage: Eukaryota; Viridiplantae; Streptophyta; Magnoliopsida; Brassicales; Brassicaceae
Source: RefSeq, a predicted model, not a curated record